This is a messenger RNA of Penicillium cosmopolitanum, 828 nucleotides long. Its product is annotated as GPALPP motifs-containing protein 1. The coding region runs from base 1 to 828 and encodes 275 amino acids. Lineage: Eukaryota; Fungi; Ascomycota; Eurotiomycetes; Eurotiales; Aspergillaceae. The transcript has a single exon. The record is from RefSeq and is a predicted model, not a curated record.
AUGGACAAAAGGAAACUCUCUCCUGAGAGUGCUGGUGCUGACCCUGCUGAGAUCCCCCCCAAACGACGAGUCCUCGGCCCUUCCCUCCCUCCACCCACCGAUCCAACCUCCAAUUCAAAUUCAGAUGCUGCCAGUGGCAGUGAUAGCGAUGACAGCGACGAUGACUUUGGUCCCAGUUUACCACCUCCCGCCGGUCAAUCAAUCGCUGCUCCAGCUACCUCCACUUCAUUAGCCCAAGCGAAUGCCCCCGCCAAGGAGCAAAAACCAGAGACGCAACGAGAUGACUGGAUGCUUCAUCCACCAGAGAACAGCGACUGGGCCUCCAAAAUCGACCCAACACAGCUACGGAAUCGCAAAUUCCAAACUGGAAAAUCAGCUCGCUCGGCAACAGCGGGAUCAAAAGGUCUAGAUGCCGCAUGGGUGGAAACGCCAGAGGAGAAAUUGAGGCGAUUGGAGGACCAAGUCAUGGGUGUCGGAGCCCCGUCUAGCGGAACAACACAACCAUCGGCCAGCAAUCCCAAUGCGGCCAAGGAUAAGGAAAUGGAGGAGAAGAUCAAAAAAUACAAUGUGAGUUUCCUACCUGCAUUCACCCAACUUCCUAAGCGUGGUGUGCUAAUUUGUCCCCCGCAGGAUCGUGCUACAAAAAAGACUCGACUGGAAAAGUCAGAAAGUAAGCGCAAAGAAGAGGAGGAUGACCCGAGUACACGCGCAUUCGACCGUGAGAAGGACAUGGCUGUUUCCUCCAAGAUCUCGAAUGCGCAACGCCGAGAGAUGGUGAGCAAAGCUAGUGACUACAGCUCAAGGUUCAGCAAGGGCAGCUAUCUAUGA